UUAGACAAGGAGAUGGUGUGGUUACGAUAAAAUGUCCUGUUGAUGACAAGCCGAGCCAUCUAUAUGUAAUCUCACAUUAUAAAAUGUCUAACAUAGAAAAUGUGUUGGUGAAGGAUAGAUGGAAAUUCAGCGAAGCUACCAUUAGAUUACAUACAAAUGACAACCAUCCGCUUAAUACCAGUCUUAAUCAAACAAUACAGUCAAUAUUCGAUACUAUGCUAAGAGAUCCCAAGCGUGAAACUCGCAAAAGCAAGACACCAAUUUGAUUAUUAUAUGCAAAAAUAAAUUUAUUUAAUAAACAAAACAUUAUAAUAUUAUAUUA
Acyrthosiphon pisum (pea aphid) is the source of this 322-nucleotide messenger RNA. RefSeq lists its product as uncharacterized. Bases 84 to 266 code for a protein of 60 amino acids. The record is from RefSeq and is a predicted model, not a curated record. Lineage: Eukaryota; Metazoa; Arthropoda; Insecta; Hemiptera; Aphididae. The transcript is spliced from 2 exons.